Amyelois transitella is the source of this 4394-nucleotide messenger RNA. RefSeq lists its product as uncharacterized. Bases 161 to 3988 code for a protein of 1275 amino acids. Lineage: Eukaryota; Metazoa; Arthropoda; Insecta; Lepidoptera; Pyralidae. The transcript has 9 exons. Gene Ontology annotation, cellular component: endosome membrane. Gene Ontology annotation, biological process: Golgi organization; regulation of protein localization; lysosome localization. The record is from RefSeq and is a predicted model, not a curated record. Gene Ontology annotation, molecular function: kinesin binding.
AUGGCUUCUGUGUGUUCGUCGUAUUUCUGUGUCGUAUUUUACGUUUUGAAUUCUAAUAUAAAAAUUAUUGGACACAGUUGUUAGCCCAAUCUGAAUGUUUUUAACGCAGUUAUUUUCGUGAAAUUUUAUAUGAACAAGUAUAGCAGCGUUACAAGUCAUCAUGUCUGUAGACAAGGCCAGUGAAAUAAAAGGCAAUGAGAUCGAUAAAAGCAAACGUCGCCACAAAACUGACGACACUAUUGUUGCGACAGCGGUGAUGAACGGCGUUGAAGAUAUAUUGCAAUUUGCGAAGAUGGAGAAUGUCGAUGGUGCGGGAAAACCGACGGAACUAUGCUUGCAGACUAACUCUCACCUGAUAUCUAGCACAACUAGUAGUUUGGCUGAUACGCCUGGUGAUAGUGGUGUUCUAUGUUUAGAUAGUGAAGCCUCAGAAGCCACUAGCCAAGCGCUCAUGUCUCAUAGUCUAGUAGGUGCAGAGGAGUUAGCUUGUGAUAGCCAAUAUGACGCGCCAACAUCUUGUUCUCAAGACAUGAUCAGAAGCACAACAAGCAGUGUUAUGACUCGUAGCGACAUUGACAACCAAAACAUGGGUAUUCCCGAUGACAUAGUCCCUGAAUUACUAGUUGAAACCAGCAAAAAGUCCAGUUUAUAUGAAAACCUACCUGAUGUUGUUCUAAAAGCAUUAGAAAGUGAAAAGGUCAUUAGCGAAGAAGUAAAAAAACCAGCCUUGAGGACAAGUGAACCUAAAAAAUCAUUGUCUGAAGAUAUAGUGUAUAGGCGUAGAUGUCGCAAGAAAUCACAAAGUGGGCCAAGUUCACAGAAAAAGAGAGUUUCUUUCCAUGAGGAUAUACUUAAUAACACUAAAACAGAUAACAUACAUAUAGAGAGAGGAUUUGUAUCUUAUGGUCCAGAAAGCUGUGAAAAGUUUAGACAAAAGAAUUCAGUGAUGGAUAGGUUUUCAUGGUGUGCUUCUGGAGAUCAGACUCCCAAAUAUGCAGCGGAUGUUGCUCAACAGACUAUGUCCGACAUUCUGACAUAUGGAGAUGCUAAAAAUGAUAGAAGUGGAAUAUUUGAGUAUUGUCAGGAUGAAAAUAGUCAGAACAGCACAGAUAAAGACAACAACAAUGAAAGUAGGCCAACUGGAAAACUCUAUGGAUGCGAUUCAAAUAGUUCUGACUCUAAUUUUAGCUGUGAUUCAGAAACCUCUUCCAGUGAUUCAUCAUCAUCACACUCCAAUUCUAACAAAACUGAGAAUAAUCUUCUACAGAGGAAGUGUGAUAAAGCCCAAAAAUCAUAUUCCUGUGAUGGUUUUGAAAAUAAGAGUCAUGUACCAUUUAUGAGAAAAACCUAUUUCUCUGAGGCUGAUAUUGAUCAGACCCAUGAUCGCAUGAAAAAGCCACUAGAAGUUUCCCAGAGCCCCAACACUGUCAAAUCUGUACUCAAGAAGAAACGCUAUAUUAGUACCAAUGUAGUGGAAGAAAGAAAACAGAAUAAAAAAGGUUUGAACUUAUUAGACACAAAUAAUAUUAUAGGCUCUUUAAAGAGUUUCUAUAAAAGCUUUGAUUUUAAUUUUGCACCACAAAAAGGUCUGCCAGAAACAAGUGUAGAGCUACAUAAUGUUGUUGAAGCUUUGCCUUGUGAUGUGAAUCAGGAUAAAAAGUUAUCAAAAAGUCUAGAUUCAGGAUUUCAAAUAGACGAUGAGGAUGACUUUGUGGAAAUAAAUCUCAAUGGCCAAACUUUAAUAUCUGAACAAACAAAGGAGGUCACAUUAACAUCAAAAAACCCUAUUGGCAAUCAAACACCCAAAGAGGGGUCCCCUCGCCACAAACUCACUUUGAACAUGAAGAGCCAGUUAGAUAAGAAAUCCACUAACAAAUCUGAUGCCUUCCCGCACAGCAACAAAUAUGUUGUCAACUGUGAAAGUACUGUUUAUGAGCAUAAAGGAGUUUCAUACAGUUAUGUACAUGAUACCUUUCAAACUGCUUUUGAUGCACCUAAAGAAACCUUUGUACCGAUACCAGAGACGACACCAGUUAAGGAGUUAGUGACAAGUUCAAGCAAAAAUGAGUUGAAUUCUUCUAAAUCAGAUACUUCAAGUAGAACUUCAACUCCUAAAAGACAAUUCAACAAGACUGUCCAAGAUGAAACUGAACUAAAAAAUGGCAUUCCCAAACACUUAUCAUCGCCUAAGAAACAGAAUGUGAAUAGAUACAGUAGGAAAUUAACAUCCACAGUUCAGAGACUGGCUGAGGAACAGGCACCAGCCAAUAAUAGUGACAACUGCUCAAACACUGACAAUUCUACUUUGAAAGGUGCCGAUGAUUUCAAUGAUGACUUUUUUGAUAGUCCUGCUAACAACAAACUGCAGUCAAAUAAGUCUGCCAUGCUGAACAGAUACCUGAAAAAUGUUUGUCAGAGAAAAGAUCUAGAAUUGAAGAUUAAAAAUAAUAAAUUUUUUCAAUUUAAACUUAGAAUGGAGAAGCAUUUCCCAAGUAUUAUCUUUCCAUUUAAACGUGUGUCGGAUACAUUCCACUACUCAGCCGAGAGGAUGUCGCGUCUCAUAGACAAGGAGGUGAUAGAAAACAAAAGAUUAUCUGUGCGGCUCCUUACCGCUGAUGAACCAUCAUAUUUUGAUAGUUUUGAGGAUAAUGUGGCUAUGGAAUGCAAUGAAAAGUUGAGGCUGCAGAUUUUUUCAUAUCCCAAUGAGACAUUGCAUAGGAUGAUGAAAGUUCAAUCACCAUAUAAUAUGGAAGAUGGAUUGUGGUCACCAUUGCUGGUUUUCAUCACGGACUAUGCUCUCUAUGUGGCGAGUGUCAAACACGGAGGCACCGAGUAUGAUAUGCUGUGUCGCUUGCCACACAAUGAACUCGAUGCUAUUGCAGUUGGUCCUGAUGGCCAGUACAUUCAAGUGAUAGACGUGGCGGGCAACAUAGCGUGCUCAGUGGUGACCGCCGAGGCUUCGCUCGGGGCGCGGCUGGCGUCCUCUCUAGAGUGGAGCGCGCGAACUUCGCCGCUUCGAAUACCACGACCGCCCGCCAUGCUGCCGCUCAACUACCGGCAGCUGGCGGCGGCUGUUGCUACGCAGCGGCGGGAGAAAUGUGUACCACAAGUCCUGUUCUACGGUCGCGCUUGCUCGGGCGACGCAGGCGACAGUCUCAUUGAAGCCCCCGGCGCCUUCGCUCCGCCGCUUGAAGGCUACUUGAUGUGCAGAACCGAUAAGAGCAAACGAUUCGAGCCCUGCUACUUCCUACUUAGGGCUGGAGUCCUUCAAUGGGGUCCUCACUCGCCAGACGGCAGCACCCCCCUGCCGAACAGCAUAGCGUUACGAUCGGCACUAGGCGUGAGACGCCACAUGGACGCGUCCCGUAGACCCCAUUGCUUCGAAAUCGCUAUGGAGUCCACGCGGCUACUUCUUGCGGCACCUGAUGACCCUACCGCCUCGUCUUGGCUGCAAUCAUUACUGCUUCAUGCUGCUCAGGCUUUAGAAGAAAAAGAUGGUGCGAAGAAAGUGGACCCGUUAUCCGGCGGUGUUCCCGCCGCGUGCACUGUACUGGUGACGUCACAGGACGUGGUCAGCCUCCGGGACACGCUGGAUGUCGCCUUCGUGCACGGAACGGCCGCCUACCUCAAGGAGAGAGGCUCAGAUACUUUGCUCAGAGAAUAUUUGGAGGAAAUGCGAACGGACGUGGAGAUAAUGGCGUGCGGGUCUAUAAAGAACCUGACAGCUUUCAAAAUACCCGACACAGACGAGAACUGGUGCUGUUUGGAGUGGAGCGUGUGCGAAGCUCGCGAGCGCGGCGCCGGCCUGGCUUUGGUGUUCGCAAGUAGCACGGAAUUGGAGCGGUUCAUUGCGGCCGUCGAGAGGGCUUACAGCCUGCAUACAAGCGAGCCGUUCCCCCUAAGCGUGGUGGAAGCCAGCAAAUCAGCUUGUAGUACUGCGCACGCCAAGUACGAAGCCGCGUGGAGGCACAUGUUACCGCAACAGUAAUCCUAUACAUAUUGCAGCGUUAUUACUAGUAUAAUAACGUCUGUUUUUGAGGUACGUGAAAGAGGGUAAACAAAACAUUAUAGGUGCGUAGAACGGGAGAUAAAUGUUAGGUUCUAUUGUCCAGAAGUGAACCUCACGGUGCAACAAGAGACUUGAGUGAUUAAGCCAGAUUGUACUUCUUAAAUACAAAAUACUCGUAUUUCUCUGAUACGAGAAAUGGCGUGUUAUAAAAGGCUUUUGUUUACCUUCUUUUAAAUAUAUUGAGAAACAGACUUUAGAUUCUUGUUAUUUAAAUUAACUCUUAAAUUUUAUUGCAUAUUGUGUGAGAAUAAAAUUACACGACAAGGAUAGAUAUUACAAAGUACUCUAUGGUAUUUAAACCAUAGAAUAUUUAUUCCGUAAAAUA